GAGCGCAUCGACUCGUCUGGCAACCUGUGCGCGUUCUUCGGUGUAUGCAUGACCACUUUCGGCCUGUGCGCGCUCUUCAUGGCCAGCGCCAUGGCCAUGGAAAGGGCCACGGCCAUCACCAACCCGCACUGGUACUCCAACCACAUGAAGACCAGCGUGACCAAGCAGACUCUGGUGGUCAUCUGGUGCCUGGUGUUGCUCUUCGCCCUCCUGCCCGUGGCAGGGGUGGGCAAGUAUACGCGCCAGUGGCCCGGCACUUGGUGCUUUAUCAGCACCGGGGACAGAGAAGUGCCGGGGAACAUCUUUUUCGCCUUCACUUUUGCCUUACUGGGGAUUUUCUCACUGCUUGUCACGGUGUCCUGCAACGUGGUGACCAUCCGCGGCCUGAUUGUUCGCUGUAAAACCAAGUCUGGCACGUCUCAGGCCUCCAAACACUGGGAAAGACUCACCACGGAGACCGUCAUUCAACUCAUGGGGAUUAUGUGCGUCUUGCUUGUGUGCUGGUCUCCUCUACUGGUAUGUUUUCAUUACUUCCUUACAGUGUAG
Messenger RNA from Hippocampus comes (tiger tail seahorse), 546 nucleotides. RefSeq names its product prostaglandin E2 receptor EP3 subtype-like. Lineage: Eukaryota; Metazoa; Chordata; Actinopteri; Syngnathiformes; Syngnathidae. The transcript has a single exon. Gene Ontology annotation, molecular function: prostaglandin E receptor activity. Gene Ontology annotation, biological process: phospholipase C-activating G protein-coupled receptor signaling pathway; negative regulation of gastric acid secretion; inflammatory response. The record is from RefSeq and is a predicted model, not a curated record. Gene Ontology annotation, cellular component: plasma membrane. The annotation marks the transcript as partial.